Messenger RNA from Eufriesea mexicana, 1692 nucleotides. RefSeq names its product MAM domain-containing glycosylphosphatidylinositol anchor protein 1. The transcript is spliced from 11 exons. Gene Ontology annotation, cellular component: neuron projection. NCBI's taxonomy places the organism in Eukaryota, Metazoa, Arthropoda, Insecta, Hymenoptera, Apidae. The record is from RefSeq and is a predicted model, not a curated record. The coding region runs from base 1 to 1692 and encodes 563 amino acids.
AUGGACGCUGGCAAUAAGGACAUAAACAGCCCUCCACUUAACUUGGACAUUCGUUCCUGGGCACAUGAACUUAAAGAGUCCCAUACAAGUUUUCAAACCACCCCUGGAAAGUGGUUAAACGCCGUGGCGAGGCUUGCAUCCUUAUUUUCUAAAUCGUCAGAAAAUAAAAUUGGUGGCAUAAUAGAACUUGCUAAAUCAAUCGGAGACGAAGGUUUUGUGGAUGUGGCUGUUGAGGAUGUUCAAGAUUUAUUAGUGGAAGAAAAAGUUGACGAAGCGGAUUUGAUGGAAAUGACAUCCGAAGCUGAAGGCCAAAGCUUAGCUGAAAAUCUCGAGUCAUUUUUCUUGAAUGCAGACCCUUCCGCUGAAAGAAACCGAAAAUUCAAAAGGGAGCUGCAAAACUGUCUAGCUCCAUACCGAGAAAUUUACAAUUACCUGGUAAGAACCAGCAAGCAAAUAUACGCACUUAGCGUACCACCCGUGGCGGGUUUCGAGCCAGACUUCGUUCGCCGGUUGGAGAACAUAACGAUCUCGCAGGGUCGAGACGCAACCUUCACCUGCGUGGUGAGCAACCUCGGUGGAUACCGGGUGAGUCCUUCCUCCUCCGCGAGCGGAGAUCACUCUGGCGGCGCCAAGACCCGGGUGGCGUGGAUCAAAGCGGACACCAAGGCGGUCCUGGCGAUUGACGAGCACGUGAUCACGAACAACGCGCGUUUAUCAGUAACACACAGCGACUACAACACGUGGACGUUGAACAUCCGUGGGGUACGCCGGGAGGAUCGAGGCAUUUAUAUGUGUCAGGUCAACACGAAUCCUAUGAAGAGUCAGAGCGCGUUUCUGGAAGUGGUGAUACCGCCGGACAUAAUAUCCGAAGAGACCUCGAACGACCUAAUGGUACCUGAGGGUGGAUCCGCGAAGCUGGUAUGCAAGGCUCGCGGCUUUCCAAAACCUGAGAUCUCAUGGAAGCGAGAAGAUGGCGUCGAGAUUAUUUCCCGUGUCGGAGCGUCCGGCAGUAAAACGAAAAUAGCAAGCGUCGUGGGUGAAACGCUGACUCUGUCGAAAGUAAGCAGAAGCGAGAUGGGCACCUACCUGUGCAUCGCGAGUAACGGAGUACCACCAUCAGUCAGCAAACGGAUGACGCUGCACGUGCACUUUCACCCGAUGGUCCAGGUACCGAACCAACUCGUCGGUGCACCAACUGGAACCAACGUUACGCUGAUCUGCCUCGUUGAGGCAUCCCCAAAGGCCAUUCAUUUCUGGACACGCGAAACAGGCGAGAUGAUAAUUAGCAACCAUAAGUACGCAGCGUCAGACAUCGAGACAUCCGUGUACGGUGUCCAGAUGCGACUGGUGAUCAUGAAUCUGCAGAAGCAGGAUCUCGGUGGUUACAAGUGCAUCUCGAAGAACUCGAUCGGCGACGCAGAGGGAACCAUUCGACUUUACGACAUGGAUCUACCAAAACACUCGAGGAAGCCUGGCGAUCGGAGAGGGGACGACGACAUGAACGAAGCGAUCAACGAUCCAGAUCACAGACUGAAUCACGUGUACCAAGGUUCUUUGCGGGAAACCGGCUCGACCUUGGAACCAUACUUCGACGACGACGACGUAUACUCGUCCACGUCCUCGAACAAUAUUCUACCACCCGCCUCUUGUAUCCUUCUCAUAGCAUUCUCCCAUAUGCUCGCUUUCACGUAA